Penicillium nucicola is the source of this 1407-nucleotide messenger RNA. RefSeq names its product B-type cyclin nimE. Gene Ontology annotation, biological process: G2/M transition of mitotic cell cycle; regulation of cyclin-dependent protein serine/threonine kinase activity. The annotation marks the transcript as partial. The transcript has 3 exons. The record is from RefSeq and is a predicted model, not a curated record. Lineage: Eukaryota; Fungi; Ascomycota; Eurotiomycetes; Eurotiales; Aspergillaceae. Gene Ontology annotation, cellular component: cytoplasm; cyclin-dependent protein kinase holoenzyme complex; nucleus. Gene Ontology annotation, molecular function: cyclin-dependent protein serine/threonine kinase regulator activity.
GCUCGCAGCCUUCGUACCAGAGGUACGAUGAAUGAGAACGAUGAGAACGGACCGUCCGCACGCGUGACGCGGGCCAAGACAGCUGCCCUCACCACCGAUAUCUCUGUCGAGGGAGCAAAGAAGGCCUUGCAGACCAAGAAGACCACAACCACCGCCACUGGACCUACCCGUCGUCGAGCUGCUUUGGGCGACGUCAGCAAUGUGAACAAGACUGAAGGUGUUGAGGCAAAGGAUGGGAAGAAGCCCGCUGCUAAGGCCCUGGCGUCCAAGUCAACUGUUCAGACUGGUGGAGUGCAGAAGCUCAGCCGCAGCAACACAUCACGAACUUCAGCACUGCGCCGUCGCGACCCUAACCCCAAGAAUGCUCCUGCUACCGGACCGCAAAAGCGCCCCAACCCCAAGGCCCCACUGGAGGAGACUUCGCAACCUGAGGGACCUCCUCGGAAGAAGCCAGAGAUUGAGCAGAAGGUUGAGGAGAAGGAAAAGGUUGGGCAAGAGAAGCCGGUAGUUAAUGAACCUUCUACCAAGGAGCUCAUCGAGGCUGGUGUGCAGGAUCUUGACACGGAGGAUUUGGAUGACCCGUUGAUGGCUGCUGAAUAUGUGGUUGAGAUCUUCGAUUACCUCAAGGACCUCGAGGUCAUCACCUUGCCCAACCCGGAUUACAUUGACCACCAACCCGAUCUCGAAUGGAAGAUGCGUGGUAUUCUCGUCGACUGGCUGAUCGAGGUCCACACUCGCUUCCGUCUCCUUCCUGAAACCCUGUUCCUCGCUGUCAACAUUAUCGAUCGUUUCCUCUCCGCCGAGGUUGUUGCCCUCGAUCGCCUCCAGCUCGUUGGUGUCACCGCCAUGUUCAUUGCUUCCAAGUACGAGGAGGUUCUCUCUCCACACGUCGCCAACUUCAGCCAUGUCGCCGACGAGACCUUCUCGGAUAAAGAAAUCCUUGAUGCUGAACGCCACGUGCUUGCUACUCUCGAGUACAACAUGAGCUUCCCCAACCCCAUGAACUUCCUGCGACGUAUCUCCAAGGCCGAUAACUAUGAUAUCCAAACCCGCACUCUGGGCAAGUACCUCAUGGAGAUCAGUCUCCUUGAUCACCGUUUCAUGGGUUACCCCCAAAGCCACAUCUCCGCUGCUGCGAUGUACCUUGCCCGCCUCAUCUUGGAGCGUGGACCCUGGGAUGCCACCCUCGCUCACUACUCCGGAUACACCGAGGAGGAGAUCGAUCCUGUCUUCCAGCUGAUGGUUGACUACCUCCACCGUCCUGUCUCUCACGAAGCCUUCUUCAAGAAAUAUGCCAGCAAGAAGUUCCUGAAGGCUUCCAUCUUGACACGUCAAUGGGCCAAGAAAUACCACCACCUGUACGUCGACACCACCGAAUCGCUCAGCUACGCCAAGGACGAGCAGUAA